AUGGCCACCCCGUCGUGUUGGGAGAAGGAGCUGAAGCAACAGGAGGGUGAGGUGCCCGCAGGGCCGAACAAUGAGGUCACCCCUGCUCCUGGCGACGCCCGCGGGACCGGCAACCGGGAUCCUGGCACCUGGGUCCCCACGGUCUCCAGCGACCGGUCUCUGUCAGGUGGCGGCGCCCCGCGAGUUGUCACAGCAGGUGCCUCUUCCUGUGCGGUGGCCGCACCCGGCGCCAUUUUGACCGUUGCGGAGGACCCAGGGCCGCCCUCCAUGGACUGCGUGCAGUCGAGGGGUCGUCCUGAGCACCAGGGCAGCCCGAGUCCCCUGGCGGAGCUGAGAUACGUGAAGCCUGUAACGGGACAACGUCUCCAGAUGGCGCCUGCGGCGAGCGCAGACGCCAGGGGGCAAGCCACGAGCGGCGCUGGCCAGGCCGGCGGGCGUCGGACCCAGACCAGGAGCCCAGCGAAAGGCCGUGGGCGGAAGCGGCCCGGCGGCGAAGAGGCUGUCGGGGCUCCGAAGCUUCCACGGCGCUGUCUGUUUCCGGGGGCUCCCGAGCCUGAGGGCUCCGCGCCUUUGCCGCCAUCUUCUCCAACGGCUCAGCCCAGCAGCCGUCGCUGCCGCCCUGCACCUCGGGCUUCUCCGUGCAGUCGCGCAUCCCAGCCAGGCCCAGCCCUCGGAAGCCAGGCCCUGCUCUCCGCACCAGGCUCUGUCCUCCCCAGUGAAGCAGCCAUGCCAGGCCCUGACUCCCCAUGCCGCAGCACCCCGUCAGGCCCUGCUGUCUGCCUUGGCACUGAAUCUUCGGCUGGCCCUGCAUCCCACCGCCGUGACACUGCAUCUCGCGGCCGGGCAUCUGCGCCCGGCCCAGCAUCCCGCCUCCCUGCAACUGAGGCAGGCCCUGUUGUUGUCCGCCGCCGUACACCCACGCCAUUUCCUGCAACCCGCUGCCAUGCAUCUUCGCUAGGUUCUGCUGUCCAUAGCCACGCAUCCCGGUCGGAUACUGCUCUUCGCAACCGUGCAUCUUUGCCAGGUACUGCUUCCAGUAGCCGUGCAACUGGGCCAGGCCCUGCCCUCUGCAGCCGCAGCCCCCCGCUGAGCCCCACCCUCUGCAGCAGGGGUACCACUCCAGGCUUUGUCCGCCUGAGCCGCCCCACCCAGAGAGGAUCAUUGCCUACCAGCCGCCCCUCUCUCCCUGCGCCUGGUGGCCAGAGUCCUCCUUCCCCGGGGUCCGCCUUAGGAAGGCUUGUGUUCCCGAGCAGCUCAGGUUCUCCUGAUCCUGAGGUCCCAAGCCUUCCUUCCCAGCCGGGCCGGCAUGCGGUCCGUAUGCGUGCCUCUUCACCCUCACUUCCUAGUAGGUACUUUCCUUUCCAUGGGGGGUGUGAUGACAGUUCUUCCUCUUCCUCCUUCUCCGCCCCCACUAAUUUUUCUGGCCAGAGCACCUCUUCCCUUAAGUUUCGUGGCCCUGGCUCCGUCUCCACGCCUAGCCCUGCUAGCUCUAAGCGUGCCUCGCUGCUGCUGGAGGUUGAUGCCCUGAGCCUGUCUCUCCAGAGGUGCAGGCUGAAAUAG
This is a messenger RNA of Rhinolophus ferrumequinum (greater horseshoe bat), 1560 nucleotides long. RefSeq names its product EZH inhibitory protein-like. NCBI's taxonomy places the organism in Eukaryota, Metazoa, Chordata, Mammalia, Chiroptera, Rhinolophidae. The coding region runs from base 1 to 1560 and encodes 519 amino acids. The transcript has a single exon. Gene Ontology annotation, cellular component: nucleus. The record is from RefSeq and is a predicted model, not a curated record.